This is a messenger RNA of Strongylocentrotus purpuratus (purple sea urchin), 9513 nucleotides long. Its product is annotated as tyrosine-protein phosphatase non-receptor type 23. The transcript is spliced from 23 exons. NCBI's taxonomy places the organism in Eukaryota, Metazoa, Echinodermata, Echinoidea, Camarodonta, Strongylocentrotidae. The record is from RefSeq and is a predicted model, not a curated record. Gene Ontology annotation, cellular component: endosome. Gene Ontology annotation, molecular function: protein binding; protein tyrosine phosphatase activity. Bases 38 to 7258 code for a protein of 2406 amino acids. Gene Ontology annotation, biological process: protein transport to vacuole involved in ubiquitin-dependent protein catabolic process via the multivesicular body sorting pathway; early endosome to late endosome transport; endocytic recycling.
GUCCUUCAAUUCCAACACAUCGACAACAACAUUAAAAAUGGAGGCUAUUCCUCGGAUGUUGAUGCUCAGUGUUGAGCUAAAAGAAAGUGCCGAAAGAGUUGAAUUCGGCCAUGAAAUUAAACAGCACAUAUCUCAGCAUUACAUGGAAGAUGCUGCCAAAUACAAUGAACAAAUCAGACAGCUGGACCAAUUUCGAACUAAUGCUUGUAAUGUGACAAGAGAUUUCAAUGGCAUCAGUACACUCAAGAAAUACUAUGGCCAGCUUCAUCUACUUUCCAGCCGAUUCCCAGCAGAUCUCUUUACAUUCUCAUGGAUUGAUACAUUUGAUGAGGAACCAUACACACAUACUGACAUCCUCUUUGAGCAGUCAUGCAUCCUGUUCAACCUCGGGACCCUGCAUUCCAUCCUAGGAGCAAUCGAGUCACGUGCUUCAGAAGAGGAGAUGAAGGUGGCAUGCACCCACUUUCAGUGUGCAGCAGGAGCUUUCACCUAUCUCAAAGAUAACUUUCAGUGUGACAUGAGUCCUGAUAUCUCCUUUGAGCUGAUGAACAUGUACAUCAACACAAUGCUGGGUCAAGCCCAGGAGUGCCUGCUGGAGAAGUCGAUGCAGGACAACCGUAAGAGUUCCCUGGUGGCACGCAUCAGCAUGCAGGUGGUGGAGUACUACCGGCAGGCUCUGAAGGGCCUGGAGGACUCCAACAUCAGCAGUCUGAUGGGCUCCAGGAGGAACAAGUGGUGGAAGAAGACCCUGCAGAUCAAGGCCCAUCACUUCACAAGCAUUGCUUACAUGUUCAUGAGCAAUCAAGCAGAAGAACAACAGAAGUUUGGCGAGAGGCUUGCAUACCUGACCUAUGCACAGACCAAACACAAUGAAGCUGUCAAAAUGAGCAAGGGUCAACCAGAAAGCAUUACCGAGGCCCUCAACUUUGCCAAGGACGUGGUGAUUGGAAAGUUCCAGUCUGCCAAGAAAGACAAUGAAUUUGUUUACCAUGACAGUGUGCCUUCUUUUGAGAGCCUGCCUGAAAUCAAAGGUGCAUCGUUAGUUAAAGCUCUCACAUUCCAGCCAUACGAUGAAGCAGUAGCAGGACAUGAUAUCUUCAGAAAGCUUGUUCCAAUGGAAGCUCAUGAGGCAUCAUCCCUCUACAGCGAGGAGAAGGCAAAGUUGCUCCGGAGAGUCGUGGAUAAUAUCGAAGACAAGAACAAGAAACUUGAUCAAUAUUUGGCAGCGGUUCAGCUAGAACAACUGAAGCUGCCAGGGAGUGACCCGGAAGUACUUCCACAGGUCUUACUAGAAGUGUGUGCUGCCCUCAGUGUCAAGACAGAGCCAAUAAAGACGCUAGUCAGCUCCAUGAAAGAACUGUCUGGAGUAGUCAUGGACGUGGACUCUUCCUUGAAAGAGAUUGAACAACUCAUUGAACAGGAUGGAAAACAAGAAACAGAGUCCCAGCUGGAGUUUGGGACAAAGAGUGCCAAGUCCUUGGAAGAGAUGAAGAAGGAUCUUACAAAGUGUAAGGAGCUCCACGCCACAGCUAGCCAGUCUAACACGGAGCUCCACAAGGCCAUGCAGACACACAUGGAGAACAUCAAGCUCCUGGCGUCUCCAGUGGAGACCCUCCAGGCAACCCUUCCCUCUGCUAAGGGAGCCAGAAAUGAAGAUGAUGAUGAGGCAGAGAGGAAGAUGCAGAAGCUGGUUACUAAGGUGGAUGAGAUGAAGACACAGCGGCAGACAUUAGAACAGCAGCUGAGAGAUCAUAUACGAGAUGACGAUGUAACAGGAGGAAUCGUAACCAGGACCAAAGGAAGCAUGCAGGAGUUCUUCCAGAAUGAAUUGAAGAAACAUGAGACUCUGAUAACCUACCUGGAGCAGAAUCUUUCUGCCCAAGACAACAUCCUGAAGGCUAUGACUGAAGCCAAUGCUUCUUAUGCUGAAAGGCGGAAGAUGGUCACCAAUAUCGGUUCAAAGCGUGAGGAAAAGAUUGGAGAACUCAUCAGCUCCUACACUGUAUAUGAUGAUCUGAUAGAGAAAUCUAACAAGGGCAUCGGCUUCUAUAAGAAACUGGAAGGAACCGUGACCAAACUACUCAACAAGACUAAAGGAGUUGCGAAGGCAAACCAUGAGGAGAGACAGGAGAAAACCAGAAAGAAAUAUCCACCCCAAAGACCUGCUGCCCCUAAACCAGUCUCUUCUGUAGCUGGUUAUCCAGUGCUAGGUGUGGCUGGACAAGGUCUACAGAUUGGACCAACAGGACUGGUGAUAGCAGGACCUCUAGGCCCCCCAGAACCUGUGCCUGUUUCUUCUGCUCCAAAAGGACCCAAACUCUCAGAUUACUGGAAGCCCAAAGCAGGAAGGACAGCCCAACCUCCUGCAGCACAACCCCCACCUACUCAACCUCAUGUGUUUCCAGGAAUGCCUGUCUCUGCUGCACCGGCAGUGUCCAUGCAAGGGCCAAGUCAGGGACCUUACUCUCAAGCAAGGAUGCCAGGAGGUGGAAUGCAUCAGGCACCUGUAGCAUUACCUGGUGCUCAACCAUUACCAGGUAGUGGUGCUGUUCUACCGCCAGUUGCACCCCAGGUCAGCAUGGCCCAGCCAAGGGCACCUGGACAGUAUGUAAGUCAAGGCGGUCAGGGGACACGACCAGUAGCGGCAGUACCACCAUCAAAUGCUGGACAACCUAUUCCUGCAGGACAUCAUCAACAAGGUUUUCCACCGUCUUCUCGGGCUAUGCCUCAAGAGGUUCAAAUGCCACCUCAGAACAUCUCACAGGGUCCUCAUGCAUCUCCUGUUCACCAGAGUAGGGUUCCGCAGCACCCUGCAACAUCCAUGACCAGACAGGAUAGUUUUUCAAGCAACUCGAGUCAAAGUCCUGUUCAUGUUCCUCAACAAGUUCCUGGAGGUGCGCAAGUCCAACCUGGUCAAGCUGUUCAGGCAUCUCAGAUGCCAUUGUCUGGUCAGCCUGGUGCCGUUCAUGCCAAUCCUCCAAUACCAGGUCAGAAUUACAACCAACAUCAGGUUGGACCAAACCAGGUUGGGAUGCCCGCUGGUGUUCAACAAUCACCUCACCCAGCUCAGAGCAUGGCUCAUCAUCCAGCUGCGUUUCCCUCACACCAGAUCGCAAGUUCAGGACAACAAAUUCCAUCGUCCAUACCUUCUCAUUCCCAACAGCAACCCAUUGCUCCUCAGUCUUUAAAUAAUCAGCCACCUGUGCAGCCUCCUGCAUAUGGCUCUGAACAACAUGCCAUAGCCAAGGCUGCAAGUAUGGGGAUGUCGACAGCAUCAAUGCAGCCAGGAGUACCUCCACAGGGCACUCCUCCUUCAUCCUACUCUUCAGCUCACCUGCCAAGUGCAACCAACACCACUCCCAGCCACAUGCCUGGUAAUUCGGUUCCUAAUCAGUUACCUAACCAACAACAAUACAUAGCACCGGGAAAUAUCCCACUUGCUCAUGGAGGACAACCUAUCCAGAAUACAGCUGUUCAGCCAGGUGCGUCCGUGGUUAACAACACACAAAUUGGUAAUAUUCAGAUGCCAUCUCAAGUUGGUAUGCCACAGCAUCAACCAAACUUACCACAUGGGCAACAAGGAGGAAACUUGCAGCAACAGCAGCAACCACCCAAUUCUGGAGUAAGGACAGUAGUCCCAAACAUUCAAGCGGUGCAGCCAUCUGCAGGAACUGGUUCAUUUCCACAACAGCAAGGGAACUCUCAAAUGAUUAGACCUCAACAACAACAGUAUCCAGAGCAACAAAGUUAUCAAUCAUUAAAAUCACAGCCACAGCCUCAGCAAACUAGCAUGCAGCAGACUUAUCCUCAAAUAGGGAACAAAGUUCAGCCCUCUCAGCAGUAUCAGACACCACCUGCUGCUCCCCAUCAGCAACCACAACAUUUGCAACAACAACAACAGCAUCCACAACAAGGCUUUGUUUCACAACAGCCACAAGUACAACCUGGACAUCAGGUUCCAACACCACAUCAACAGAACGUCCCAGCACAACAGCAACAACCUAACAUACAACCUGGAAAUCAAGUUCCCACAUCUCAUCAACAGAACGUUCCAGCACAACAGCAACAACCUAACAUACAACCUGGAAAUCAAGUUCCAUCAUCUCAACAAAAUCUUCAGAUGCAGCAGCCACAAGCCUACCACCAAGGAUACAACAAGAGUCCACAGCAGCAGAUCAACCUACCAUUACAACAGCCUCAAGGCUAUCAACAAACACCAGGUGGUACCCCUUACCAAUCCUCUCCAAGCAAACAGUGUGUGCCUUCUGGGCAACCACAAGGUGGUAUGCCACCUAUAGCAGGUAAUUCAACUGGGCAACAGGUACCCAGUUCCAUACCACAGCAAGUUACUGUAAGACCUGGAUCGUAUCAACAAAUACCGCAGCAGUCUCAUCAGCAGCCACAACAAAAUCUACAACAACCAGGAGUGCAACAACAGCAAAUUAACCACCAGCAGUAUCCUGCACAAGGGCAGCAAUAUCCUGCCCAGCAGCAGCAACAUCCUCCACAGCAGCAGCAACGACCUACACAACAUCAUCAACAUCCUGCACACCAACAACAACCUGCACACCAACAACAUCCUCCUAAACAGCAGCAACAACCUGUACCACAGCAGAAACAUCCCCAACCGCAGCAAUUUUCUGCACAGCAGCAGCAGCAACAUCUUUCCCAGCAGCAGCAGCAACAUCUUCCCCAGCAGCAGCAGCAACAUCCUCCCCAGCAGCAGCAGCAACAUCCUCCCCAGCAGCAGCAACAUCCUCCACACCAGCCACAAUAUCCUCCCCAGCAGCAACAGCAUCCUCCCCAACAGCCACAAUAUCCUCCACAACAGCAGCAGCAGCAACAACAACAAACUUUUCCUCAGCAGCAACCAAUGCCUCAGUAUCAGCAGAGUCAACAGCACAUGCAGCAACCUCCGCCCCCAGCACCCAACUCCAAUAUUGUGUCUCAGUCCAAUAUCAGACCACAAUUCCAACAAAAUCCUCCUCAAAUGCAGCAACCGUUGCGACCGAUAAGUUCUGUACAACAGAUAACACAGAAACAGAGCUUCGAGCAACAAAGACUACCACAACCAGUGUUGCAGCCAAUGAAAGCCAGUGCUAAGCCUGCAACCGAUCUUCUAUCAACUAGCCCUGACAGGCAAAAUCAGCCUCUGAAUGAUGUUCUUGCACCGCAUAGUGUUGCAGCAAAAGCAGAGGUUCAACCAGAAGCUACACAACCUGCUGCAGAUCCAAACUCAAAUGUCUCUGUUCUUGCCAGCAUAGAAGUGCAGCCAAAUAGCAUUCCACAAAGUCAGCAACUGCCCUCUCAGAUUUCCAACUCAAGCCAUGCCACAGUUCCUUCAACUUCAUCCACCACAGACAUGUUGGCAGCAUUGAAGCUCCAACCAGCUCUUUCAAGCCCUCCUAUCAUCGCUGCCACACGGCCAUCUACAACGAGCAACCUUCAGCAACCACCACAACGAACACCAUCAAAGCCACAAGAAUCAUCAGCGGCAACGCAAUCAACAACUUUAGCCACGUUACCUGGAGAUAAGAACUCUUACGUUGAUAAGGAAUCCCUGGAGAAGUUUGUGGAGGAGGUGGAGAGACUGGACAUGUACGUAGAGGGAUUGAAUCGUAAGAUGCUGAGUGGUCCUACAGUCAUUGAAAGAUUGUGGAAGGAGCUGACCAAUUAUCAGGACAGGGAAACCCGUCAGUUUUCCAUUGCCAUCGCCCGUUGUUACUCGGUCAAGAACAGGCAUCCGGACAUCAUGCCAUAUGACCAUAACAGGGUGUGUCUUCGUGGCACCAGGGAUGACUACAUCAAUGCUAGCUUCAUCAAGGAUGUUGUCCCUACCAGUCCUUGCUUCAUAGCAACCCAAGCUCCUCUCCAGCCAUCUCUCAAUGAUUUCUGGCUCAUGGUCUACGAGCAGCAGGCUUCAAUCAUUGUCAUGCUGCUCUCCAAACCAGCUACAGGAAAGGGGUCAACAAACUUUGUGAGCUACUGGCCAGAGGACAAAGGGGCUGCCCAGAAGUUUGGUGACAUCUCUGUCAGCCUUCAGUCAAAGCGGACGACAGACUACCACGUGGAACGGAUCAUCCAUCUGACACAUCUUCCUACCAGACAGAUGAGGACCAUCACACAUCUACAGUUUACUGCCUGGCCAGAGUUUGGAGUCCCUAGCAGCCCUGGUGUCCUGCUUCAGUUUAUUGAUGAGGUUCAGAGCUACCAUUCUCAGCAACGCAAGACACAGAUCCCGAUAGUGGUACACUGCAGUGCCGGCAUUGACAGAACUGGUGUGUUCUGUUUGGUCUACACCGCCGCCCGUGAAAUUAACGAGGGUCAUGGGAUCGCGGACAUACCACAGGUCGUCAAGAAAUUGCGCCUCCAGAGAAGGUGGAUGAUAUCAGAGAAGGAACAACUUAAAUUCAGCUAUGAUGCUAUUCUGUGUUAUGCUCGGCACGCUCUUGCCAAACGUGGAGUUGCAACCAAGAGUGUAGCGGCUGCCUCUCCCCUUGAUGCUAAGCUUGCACCAUCCAGGCUCAACUCGUUUGAUGUCAUCAUGGGAACAGACAACGUUGACACCCUCAUCUCCCGCAUCUCCAAAUUCAGUGUCAAACCCAACCAACCUCCUGCUACUGAUACGGUGAAGGAAGAGGUUGUCCCCAGCGAGUGUGCUGAAGUAGAGAAUGUGGCACCAUCACAGUCCAAUGACGGAGAUAGUGUAUUCCAACAGGAAACUGUUGGGGAUAAGGUGAAUGGAGACAUGGUGUUCCAGGGUAUCACUGGUGACAGUCUCCAGGAUCCUGCCAGCAACUCCACCCAGGGCCUGCUCAGUGACACAGGAAGCAGUACCCCCUCCGGGAUCAGUUCCUUCACCUCCUCGCCGGCCCACUCCAACCAAAAGCCCCAAUCCCUUGACCAGCUUCAGGUCAACAACCUUGAAGUCUUCUCCCAGACGCUGCAGAACUUUGUCGCACCGGACGUCGUGGAAUCCAGCACCAAGCAGGACAAGGCCGACAACACCUCGGAAGGUUCCGGAUCGAUGGAAGGACCUAGUUCAUCCCUCCCAUCACUCCUGGCUGACCUUACGCCACAGAACUUCUCAAUGAAGGAGAAGGGUCAGACCAAGCAGAAGGUGUCCAAGGCUGAUUUCUUGGACGGGAAAGGGGGUCUCAAGGAUAGUGUUGAUAAGGUCGAUCCUGAUGAUCCGUUCAGUGGCCUGGAUCCUAUGUGGACUCUGAAGAACAAGAGCUCAGAACCAAUACAGCAGUGAUCCUGUCAAUCAAACAAUGUUGCAAUAUUUUAUGUUGCAAGUUGUAUUUAUGUUAUUUGUUUCACUAAUGUCCUUUGGCAAGACAUUGGUCUACAUUUGCCACACUCAACCCAGGUCAUGUAAAUGGGUACCUGGCAGGAAUUAAUUCCUUGAAAUGCUAGAGCGCCGCAGUGGCUGCCUUGCUAAAGCCAGGGUGAUAAUCGGGGCAGCGCCAGGAGCGUCACAAUGUGCUGGACAUGUGCGCUAUAUAAGAAGCCACCAUUAUUAUUAUUAUUAUUGGCGAGUACAUGUAAGUGCAAAGAAGUAGGUAGGUGGUGAAGUCCUCUUUGAGGUACUACAUGUAAGUGAUAUAAUUUGAAACUGCAAUAAAUCCAUGACCCAAGGUCACUGCUCUUACCGCAUUGUUCAUUUGUGAGUUUACCAUCACCCUCAUCUCUAUCAAUGAUGUGCUGCUUGAAAUUACCAGUUCAUGUAUGCUACGGAGUAGACAUUUCUUUUUAUUUUAUACACCAUAUUAGAAUGUUUAGUCAUUGAUGAUUUGAAAUUGAGAAAAUAUCAUUGAUUUCUGAUAAAGUGUGUUGAACUGUAUAUUUUACUGCCAUGGAAUAAAUGUAUAUUCAAGAGAAAGUUAUUUUUUAGUAUAUGUCAUUAUAGAUUGCAGACUUUUGAUGCUUUGAUAUUAGUUCAAGUGAACUAACACAUUAACGCUUUUAAUGUAAAGAUUAUUAGGUAAGAAAUAUUUAUAAUGAACUCCAUAGCGAAAAAUAUUACAAAAACUAGAUGUGCGCUCAUUAGCAUGUGCCGAUCCUUUCAUCUGCAACUGUACAUGAGAGAGCUUUAGCCUUCUUUUGUUUUCAUGUUAUUGCAAGAGUGAAAACUAUAUAACAAUUUUAAAAAAAGUUCCAUUGUCUGGCAUUUGCCUGCCUCUCGCAUUCAUACAUUAAAGGAGCAUGCAUUGUAAAGAGAAAAAUCAGAUUAGGGAAGGACAUGCUCUUGUAAAUCAAAAUUUCUGUAUAUUUGAUAUAGUAAUAUAAUCCUUCACUAAAGACACAUAUAUUUAACUCUGUCUUAUUUGUGCUGUAUAUUACGAAUUGUUAAUAUAUUGCGUUCGUUCUGUAACUGCCAUUAUUAUAAUUUUGUUUGUUUACCAUUAACAUUUCUUUUAGCAAGCUAUGUGCUUGUAGUUGCUUAGCACAUGGUAAGGGUAUAUGCAAUUUAAGUUACAUUAUCUUAGACAUUGUUUAUUACAUGAUGAUAAUAUUGGAUUUAUGUAGCGCUUUUUCUAGAGGAUACAAGGUGGUGUCCCUUAGUCUAAGGACAAAUUAAGAAUUACAGGGAUAUGUUCUCAGAUGUUUUUUGAAAGAGUCGAGUGAAGUACUAUAUGUCAUAAAUGCAGGCAGUUUGUUUCAUAGGCAUGGGGGAACGGAUUCAAAGGAUUUGAAGCCAAGCUGUACCCUCAAAUGCGACUUUGAUUGGAAAUUUAAUGUACCCGGUACUGUAGAAAUGUCUGUGGGUAGCCUUUUUGUUUUUAAGGGGGGGGGGGAGGAGUGGGGGAGUGAUAUGCUAUCAGUCAUUGUACAUUAUGUUGAUUUGCAUAUAGUGUUCACAAGGCUAUUCUACAUGUGGAAAACAAGACUUUGUUUCCUUGCGCAACUCAUUUUGUUUUAUAAAUGUGUUUUAUGAUAUGAAUAUCAUUAUUUGGGCGCUCAAGUUGCUCUUGAGAUGAGCGAUGGUGUCUGGCAGGGGUGUUAGCCAUUCAAAGAGUUUUUAUUUAUUAUAUUAUUAUUGUCUCCUUCAUCCCAUCUCCCUCUUUGUCUCUAUUUACUUGGAUUUAUACAUGAACAGCACAUUCAUUUACUUUUUGGACCCGAGAAAAGAACAUAAAGUUCAAUUUAGCACUAUAAAAAUUUCUUCAAAUCAGUUAAAUAUGUUUUUAUAAAUAUAAACAGUAUUAUUUAUGUUCAUUCAUUUAAAUUUCCGUUAAUAGUUCUGUUAAUAUUCUUUGAUGUAUAUAGAAAAUCCAUUUGAUUUUGUAUAGCAACAGAAAUAUGUAUACUGGUAGGCCUACCUUAUUAUGAUUAUUAUAUUAACAAUUAUGUGCAAUUAUAUUUGAUACUUGAAUACUGUACAUUCUGUUAUGUUUUGUAAGCGUUACACUUAAUUGAUAUAAAUCAUGCUUUGGCUGCUAAUGUAAGGUGAAUAUGAGCAUUAAAUGUUGCACAUUACAAUAUACAAUGGCAUGUGUUAUGGCUAAA